Molecule: messenger RNA, 545 nt
Organism: Sceloporus undulatus (fence lizard)
Lineage: Eukaryota; Metazoa; Chordata; Lepidosauria; Squamata; Phrynosomatidae
Product: dynein light chain roadblock-type 2-like
Exons: 1
Coding region: 1-291 (96 amino acids)
Biological process (GO): microtubule-based movement
Cellular component (GO): cytoplasmic dynein complex; centrosome; cytoplasm
Molecular function (GO): dynein intermediate chain binding
Source: RefSeq, a predicted model, not a curated record
AUGGCAGAGGUGGAGGAAACGCUAAAGUGGAUUCAGUCACAUAAAGGAGUGAUUGGAACUAUUGUUGUCAAUGCGGAAGGCAUCCCGAUCAGAACAACUCUAGACAACACCACUACAGUGCAAUAUGCAGGCCUCCUUCAUCAGCUCACAAUGAAAGCAAAGAGUACAGUGAGAGACAUCGAUUCCCAGAAUGACCUGACCUUUCUGAGAAUUAGAUCCAAGAAACAUGAAAUCAUGGUUGCCCCAGAUAAGGAGUACCUUCUCAUUGUGAUCCAGAAUCCAUGUGAAUAGACCAAUCACAUCAAUUAACUGGAACAGUACUACAGUUAUUAAAAUGACUUUCAUUUGCUACAAAGAUAAAAAGGUCACAACAUUCCAGUAAGAAAAUUGGCUAGUGGUAGGUAACUUGUCAGAACUCAAAGCUUUCGAAAGCGACAACCUUUUCUGUGUGUGAAGUUAAUGUACUUGCAUCUGGAUUAACAACAAUAUUUGUCUUAAGUUUGUAAAGGACAAAUAAACUUAAAUGUUUAACGCAAAAAAAAAAA